Messenger RNA from Caenorhabditis sp. 36 PRJEB53466, 710 nucleotides. NCBI's taxonomy places the organism in Eukaryota, Metazoa, Nematoda, Chromadorea, Rhabditida, Rhabditidae. The record is from the annotation of a GenBank genome assembly.
AUGCAACUGUUCGCCAUGCUGUGCUUCGUGAUGCUUCUCGCCUUCUCGGCCGGUCAGAUGACGUUCACCGACCAGUGGACCAAGAAAAGAGCCAUGCUGCACAAGUCGCAGUUGUGAGUUUGACUUCCCAAAGAGUCCAACGAUGCGAUCCGGCGCUAUUCGAUUAAUCCCACUCUGGCAAACAUCCGUGGAUAAUCCAAUCGGUGCUGCAGACCUUCUGAUUUUUGUUAUUAUACAAAAAAGGGAUGUAACUCGAAAACAUUCCGACCAAAGCUCUUUCUUUUUCGUGUCCAUAUCAGAUUGCCAUUAAAAUGCGAGCAGACGUCUCGUUUCACCUGCCCUCCGAUUCUCGAGCCCUUCUCUUUUCCGACUAGUGGCCUAACUUUUGCGUGGGGCGAUCUCUAGGCCAAGUGUAUUCACACUCGGAAUUAUAAAACGCGAUACGCUUCAAAGCGCGAAAAACUUUUCCAGAAUUAUUCAAUCUCAUUAGGAAGAGUGUUUUGCGUGCAGAAAGUGAAUCACAAAUCGCACGUACUCGCUCUCAUUUCAGCCCAGUGGUGACUCCGGAAGAGCCCGCGUGCCCGUCGGAUCGAGUUCAAGAGGUCUUCGAUCAGCUGGACCGUCUCCAGAAGGCCCAACAGCGUCUCACAGAGUACCUCGCCUCGUGCGCCUACCCGGUCGCCCCGGCUCCGCAGCCAAAAGACCAUUGA